AUGACAUAUCUGAGGAUCCAACGUCUAGCAAUCUCUUUAGCAACCCCAUCACCAUCUCUAGACGCAUCUACGAUGAGCAGACAACCGCAUACAAGCCGCUCUAAAACUUUCAGGCAUUUCCUGCCAUACCAAUUGAGUUCUUCUCUAUCCUUUGUUCGAACGUAUGAUAAGAAUUCAGCCCAUAGUUGCUGGAGAACAACCGCCUCAUCACUGAAUGAGUGUGUCCUGGCUACCCUUAGGCCAUGGGCCACCCAAUUAUCCAGGGCGUUCAAGCAGUCCGGACCCUCGCUGCCUUUUACAACUCGCAUUAAGUCAUCAGCCAUGACCUCCGUAGUUCCUUCCCAGAUGCUGAGGACGCAAGUAUCACGGAAUAUCCUGGCAAUAUUUAGGAUAGGAUCUUCAUUUUCAAGGUAG
Molecule: messenger RNA, 414 nt
Organism: Trichophyton rubrum CBS 118892
Lineage: Eukaryota; Fungi; Ascomycota; Eurotiomycetes; Onygenales; Arthrodermataceae
Exons: 1
Coding region: 1-414 (137 amino acids)
Source: RefSeq, a predicted model, not a curated record